Molecule: messenger RNA, 19186 nt
Organism: Pecten maximus
Lineage: Eukaryota; Metazoa; Mollusca; Bivalvia; Pectinida; Pectinidae
Product: dynein beta chain, flagellar outer arm-like
Biological process (GO): microtubule-based movement
Cellular component (GO): dynein complex
Molecular function (GO): ATP binding; dynein intermediate chain binding; minus-end-directed microtubule motor activity
Source: RefSeq, a predicted model, not a curated record
AUGGAUGAAAGGUUGAAAUGGCUAGAGGGGAGGAUCAGCUCCUCCCUAAGACCUCGAAAUGAGGAGCUGAAAAACAUGUUUCUGAAUGAUGAAAACAGACUCGCGUUUUACGAGUUUAUCAAUAAUGAGGAUGUGCGGCGUCUGUUUGUGUUCAGUCGGCCGUCCAAACAAAUAACAGCUUCACUGAUUCCUCCACAUGACCUCAAGUACAAAUCAAUCUUCUUUCUCAAGUGUAAAGCUGGCACUAAACUGACCAAGGAAAAUAUAGGGAAUGAGGUGUUCUUCGUUGACUGUACUGAUGUACCCCUGGAACACCUAGAACUGAUUGUAAGGGAGGUCUACCUGCCUUUAUUAUGUACGAACCAGUCAAACUUGGCAGCUGCUGGAGGAGACAAAGUGAUGGAUGUGUUACAUAGACUCAUGUCUAUUGUGGAGGUGUCACAAGGUCAUGUUGAUGGCCGUAUCAUCCUAAGUCUGCCCUCCAUAGAAGUUUUAGCGGAGGCUGCAGCUACCCCAGCACGCAGAGGAUCGGUGCUUCAUGUACUGGAGACCACCGUCCUGGCUUGGAUCAAACAGAUCAAGGGUGUCCUACGACAUGACCCCAUUGCUGACCUUUUCCACCAUUAUGGUCCUGAGCCUGGCCCUCUGGAUGAGAUAAAGAUGUGGGAGAGACAGUUAGGUCGUCUCCACUCGAUCCUACGACAGCUGGAGUCACCGGUGGCUAAAGACAUUCUACAAAACCUCGACCAGGCACAGAGCCAGUACUCCAGCUCCUUCAACCACGUCAGAAAAGAUGUUAAUAGGGCAGUGACAGAUGUAAACCGCACCCUCAAGUUCCUCAGCACCAUGCAGUGGUUGUUUGAAGAUCUCCACAGCACACUAGACCCGAGACAGAUGCUCAAACUAUUCCAGCCCCUCAUGCAGGUUCUCUUCCGAGUCUGGCAGAACUCUGUAUACUAUCACCAGAUGGAUAAGUUUCAUAACAUCCUACGGAUGCUGUCAAACGAGGUCGUCCACCGGGCUAUUGCAUUAGUUGGAGAGGACAUCCUCAGGGAACCACUUGAGUCCUACUCUAAACUGAAGGAUGCCCUGCGGGUAUGUGCAGCUUUCCGGGGAACAUAUUUAGAUUACAAGGACAAAGCAGAUGAUCAAAACGCCAGAAAUAUCACAGAAAAUGCAGAGAGAUUAGCAUCACAGCCACAAGGAACUCUGUUCCUGACAAAGAUGUACGGCCCCCACGCCUACACGCCUCGCUAUGGUAUGAGACACCAGGACCACAACUCCAGUAACAGUUCAAUCAAUGAGGACGAGUUGUGGACCGAUAGUCCAUGGCCGCCACGCAAUGCCCCCUGCUUCGACCUCCUAAACAACUUCAUGGAAAGGUGUAAUGAUGUCUUAGAAUUAGUGGAAACGACCCGCCACUUCCGUCUGUUAGCAGAUGCAGCGGAGAUUGGUGGCGCUGGUAGUAUGAGUUUGGACGCUCUAGUCAAGGAGAUACAUGCCAAAUACACUCACUCAAUGCGAGAAUUUUUCAAUGUCGUCGGAAAUGUCCUCAGCAUUGAUGGCACACAGAAUUUUGAACGUUCAUUCUUCAAAUUUAGAACAGUAGUGAAGGCACUAGAGAAGCGUCUUUCUGAAAUCCUGCGAUUGUCGUAUAAUCAAUGUCCAACAGUGGAUGCCCAGCUCCGACUCCUCGAGGUGUUUGAGGGCGUUAGUAGUCGUGAAUUAGUCCAGAUCCACCUCCGAGACAAGGACGCCCUACUGAUCAAGGCAUUCAGUGCAGAGCUCAACAAUGUACGCCUCAUGUUUGAUGAAACCCAGCACCAUCCGCCCAGUCAUGCAAACAUGCCACGCAUCGUGUCCAAACUCAUGUGGAUACACGGACUCAUCCAGCGUAUCAAGCACCCGAUGGAGAAGAUGAAGCGAGUUAGUCCACACUCCCUAGAGGGCGACACUGGCUGGCAGAUGAGGGAUCUGUAUAACGACUGUCUCCGAAUGUUAGAGGACUUCAAAAAGGGGCUGAUGAUCGAGUGGCGUGAAAAUAUCACUGCUGAACUGACUCUUCAUCUCAAGCAGCCACUUCUGAUAGCGGAGGAGUUCGAUGAAGAUGUAGAAGUCCGUCCCCAAGUGAUCCAUGUUAACUUGGACUCACAGCUGUUACGAAUACUUCGGGAAAUCAACUACCUCAGUCAAGAGCCAUUCAACAUUCAGCUUCCAUCUGCAGCUAAGGAACUUGUGCGGAACACCAACGCGUUUGAGCUGCGUGUUACAGCCACGCGUCUAGAGACUAUUGUGUCAAAGUAUAACACUAUCAUGCGGACUAUCACAGAGUUUGAGAAGCCGCUGUUUGAGAGGAAACUUGCUAAAAUUGACACAUUGUUUGAGCAGGGCCUUCAGCAGUACACCUGGAAGAUGAAGGAGUCGGCUGACUUCAUUGAGCAGGCGAUGGCCCUUGUCUGUUUGGACGUCCAUCAGAACUUGGACACUGUCCAGACCAAUUGUCACGAGAUUGCGGAGAUUACCAUCUCCUGGUCAGCGGGAACUUUGGACGUGUUCUCUGGACGUAAAAUGGAUACCUCCUACUCCAUGGAGGAACUUCUUGACAUGCAAAAGAAUCUGACAGAGGACCACGAAGCACUGGUGCUGCCCUCUGGGAACAAGAUCCAUGGCCUUGUCCAAGUCUCUUUUGAGGCAGUUCAGAUAAGUCAGGCCUCCCCCGCCUGGGUAGACUACAUUGACUACAUAGAUGCCAUUGUACUGGAUGGUCUGAAGCAUGCCACUCUGGCCAGCCUGAAAUCAAUGCUCAACAACUUGGUGCAGGCCAAUAUGGACGAGGACAACAUCAUCAUGCCGAUAUUGACCAUCCGUCUGGAGCUCAUCGACAACAGGGUAGCGUUCCGACCCCCACUCGACCAAUCCUCAUCUGUCAUCAGUGUCCAGGAACUUGUCCAGAAAUGGUUAGAUGGCUAUCUGGCUAGAGGAAAACUCGUCAAAAUGUUAGGGCCAAAAGGUACUUACCAGGAUUACAUCUCGGCGGACGAGGAAGUGAAACAGUUGUUGGAGGACAUUAGUUCCAUGGUGGAUGACAACAGUGAGGAAUGCAAGAAACUGAUAGAGAUAUUUGGAGAUUAUGCCUUUUUGUGGCUUCAAGAUGUGAAUAUGACAUUUGAAGAAUUCCUUCGUGGGAAACUAUCACCCAACCCUCUUCGGAGUCCGAACAGGACAAUGGCUGGGAACAUCCGACAAAUGGCAUCAGAAAGGUCAAGGUCGAGGAGUAGUUCAAGAGCAUCGUCGACCAGUAGCAUUAACUCAGCUGGCCUAAUGGGAACAGCAGAGCGGACAUUCCUCACUCCUAAAAACCUGACAGAGGAUGCGGACACCAGCAUUCCGAGUCUGGAUGAGUUUGACUCGGAGAUCGAGAUUUAUAGGACUGCACGUGACGAGAUUCAGAGUCUUGAGGAUUUCCACAAUGUCGGCUGGCUUCGCGUCGAUCUUCAGCCAAUCAAGCAAGUCCUUACAACUUAUGCCAGCAAGUGGAUGUGGACGUACACAAAGUAUCUGUCAGACCAGGUGAGCCACAUGCUAGGAAACCUGGAUCUGUUCCUGAAGCGUAUAGAACCCGAGAUUGAGAGUAUUACUGGAGAGGAGAGGGACACAGCAUCAUUUAUGAAGAUGAUGAGGCUAUUUAAUGAGGUGUCUGCCCAGCAGUCUGAGAUGGAUGGAAAGUUUACAGCCAUGCACAGGACUGUCCUUCUACUGAAAAAAUAUGGACAGAAACUGCCAGACCGCACUCAACAGCUGUUCAAUGCAGCUCCUGGUCGCUGGAAUAAUCUCAAAACCAAAGUGUCUCUGGCCAAACAGAGACUUGGGCCUCGCAUACAGGAGGAGUCGGUCAGGAUCACACAGGACCUGGAAGCGUUCGGUAACCGUGUGUUGGCCCUGUACCAGGAGUUGGAGAACUCGGACGUUUACCAGCGUGACUGUAUCAUCGGGGACGCCUGGGUUAUUAUAGAUAACUUUGCCAAACGCCUGACAGUUCUGGAGAAUGAGGCUCAGGACCUCAUUGAACUACAGGAAUUACUCGAGACCUCUGUUGUCAACUUUGCCAUCCUCCCUCAAUGUCGUCAUGAGCUGAACAACCUUAAACAGGUGUGGGAGACAGUCAGAGUGAUCGACGAGCAGCAGGCCGAGUGGAAACGACACCGCUGGCAAAAGAUGAACACCAAAUUCUUACGGGAGGAAACCAACAAACAGUUGGACAUUGUCCGCGCUCUCCCUGAGGACAUCUUCACCUGGGACGUUUACAUGGGACUCCAUGAGUCUAUCACCACAGUUCAGACUUGUCUCCCCCUGAUUGAUGAUCUGUCUAACCCAGCGAUGCGAACACGUCACUGGAAACAACUGGUGCGUGUGACUGGUGGUGCCCUCACCAUCGACAAUGACACACUGAAGAGGAUGACACUCGGGGAACUUCUCAGCCUCGGUCUUCAGAAGCAUGUGGAUGACGUCCGUGUUAUUGUACAGAAGGCGGUGAAGGACUUAUCAAUUGAACAGUCCCUCAAAACUUACGAUGAGAUCUGGCUCAGUAAAAUCUUUGAGACACGACUCCACACACGAAGCCGUAUGGAGCAACAUUAUGUUAGUCAGGAUGCCCACAGCGAGUCCCAGAGUGAAGGGGGUCAGUCCCUACAACAGGUCGCCAUUCCUAGUCGUAGCCAGGCUCGGACUACCAGUCGAGUAUCCAACCAAAGCUCACACAGCAAAAACAAGCGAAGCAGCAUCGCCUCCCUGCCAGCCUCACUCCUUAAUCUGGGAGAGGACUUUGGGACGCUGUCUCUCCUCACCACCACCGACCCAAUCUUCCACGAACUGGAGCACCACCAGGUGUCGCUACAGGCCAUGCAGGCCAACAGUGCGGCCGGAUCAUUCCUGGACGAUGUACUUAAGUGGCAGAAAAAACUACAAACUAUUGAAGCUGUGUUAACAACAUGGCUGGAGGUCCAGGAAAAAUGGGUGGAACUGGAGGAGGUAUUCUCCGGGGCGGAUGUACGAACUUCCCUAUCCCAUGAUGCCAAUAGAUUUGCGGUGGUAAACAGAGAUUUCCGCCUCCUCAUGCGAGCAACAGAGAAAAAUCCUAACGUCCUACAGUGCUGCUCCAGAAAGAAUAUCCUGUCUAUCCUGGAACACAUGAACCACAGUCUGGAGAGUUGUCGACGUUCCCUCCUCAACCAUCUAGAGCGACGGAGACAGAUCUUCCCGCGAUUCUACUUCCUGUCUAUGGAGGAUGUUCUUCACCUUGUUUGUAACGGUUAUGACCUAAAACAGGUGAACCUGUUUAUCAGUAAAGUAUUCGAGAAUGUUGGUAGUCUGGUGUAUGAAGAGGUAGAGGACAACGAGAAAUACAGCUUCAUGAUCACUGGUGUGCUUAGCACGCUAGGAGAAAAACUGGACUUUCUACAGCCUGUCACAUGUGAGGGACAAAUUGAGACAUGGCUAACAAGCUUCAUUCUGGGUCUCAAGAAUGCUUUACAGUUCCAAAUGGCAACAGCUAUGGGUGUAGAGAAACCCAAACCCCGAACCAGGACAAUACGGAGUGCUGGGUCGCGCAAGGUCACUGUAGCUGCACGGGCAUCCAGUUCAAUGAGUAAGGGAAAGGAAAAGAAAGAGGUUGGCAGUAGAACAAGUAGCCGAGCCGCCAAGCGUGAUGCCAAGGAGCCGAUGAGUCGUGCCUCUUCGGUCGCCGACCAGCUCCUGACAGAGAAUGAUAGAGGAGACCAGCAGAAGUCAUGGACGCUGGAUCAUGUGAGUGAAGUCGUGUACCUGGCCACGCGCGUCCAGAUGACAGAGAAGAUCGAGUCAGCCCUGAAGGAGUUAGAGGGCGGCACCAAGGACAGUCUCCAGAACGCCUUACAGAAAGUGAAUCACAGUAUCAGGGCUACCACAGUCCUACUGAAGGGGCUGGAGGGAGAGAGGGAGACCAAAGGUCGUAACGAGGUCAGCGAAGGAGGUCGUUCUAUGAAGGAUGGAGAAAAAGAGGAGUUAUCAGAGUCGGCGUCUGUGGCAGGUGCCCGCAGUAGUUACGCUGCCUCACUUACUGGAGCCUCACGUAAGGGGUCAACGUUAGAUGUUGGUGGCGGUGAAACGGCACGGACCCCCAUCCCAGAGGAGGAGGGGUCCACCAAGGGGGAUGAACAGUCGUCCCUUAUGGAGCCCCAGACAUUGGAGCCAGUGGAUACAAUGAACAUACUGGCAGCCCCUCCCAUCACCACAUACAGCAAGAAAGAAGAAUCUAAGGAUGAACCCCCACAGGGAGAAUCCACCGACAUGAAGCUGAUGUUGUUCCCGAGUCAGAUACAGAAACUUACCUCCCUUCUUGCCCUUCUUGCACAUGUACGUGACUUCCUGGAGAGAAUGAUUGAAGCGGAGGACACUGCGGCCGUGUCAGGGUUUGAGUGGCGAUCACAUCUACGAUUUUACUUCAGCAAGGACAACAGGGCAGUCAGUAUCAAGACACUUGACUCUCAAUUUGACUAUGGAUACGAGUACAUCGGCUCCAGUCCAAGGGAGGUAAUCACUCCUCUCACUGAACGAGUGUUUGUCUCCCUUACACAGACGGUGAAGGCUCACAUGGGGGCCAUGUGUGUUGGUCCGAUGGACAGUGGUAAAUUUGAGCUGGUGCACGAGCUUGCCCGAUGCCUUGGCUAUCCUCUGUUCAAGUUCAAUUGUACAUCCACCAUGGACUACAUGCAGCUCCAUGACAUAUUCCGAGGCAUGGCUUCAACAGGAUGCUGGGUUUGCUUCAACAACAUCAGUAACCUCACGCCAGCCGUCCUCAGUGUCUACGCCCAGCUCAUAUCGGCUGUUAUGGGCGCUCUUAGAGCCGGGAAGGCAGCUGUCCAUCUACAGUCGGACGACAUACAGCUGAACGCUGCGGGAGCUUGCUUCGCACUCACCGACAGUGCUGUACAGGUACAGCCGGGAAACCCAGAGAAGUUGCUACUGUACUCUUCUUCUACAGCAGCCAUCCCCGACUACAUCAUGGUCCAGUUCCGUACCAUCUCUGUUCUCCAGCCUGACCUUCACCUUGCGUUAGAGGUCAUGCUAUCAAGUCAAGGAUUUGUGUCGGCUCGUGUGUUGGCAAAAAAGACAAUGACACUGUAUGAGUUGUGUAGGAAACUGCUGGGAACCAAUGUGUUUAUCACAGAAAAUAUCACUCUGGGAUCGGAUGUAAACCAUGGUCGUGGAGGCUGGAGUAUGAAAACCCUGAAGGGACUGGUGUCUGAGGCGGGGGCAUACAUGGAGAAGUUAAGUGAACAAGAAAAAGAGGAUCCAGUUGAAAAACAAGACCAAGACAAUGUAGAGAAAGCUGAUGAAGUGUUCUCCGAGUCCAAACUUUUGCUGGAGGAGAAAUCCCUUGUACUGGCUAUCAGAGACACAUUCCUACCUCGAAUGAAGGGAAGGGACUCCAGUGUUUUUGGGACAUUAGUGGUUGACAUGUGGCCAAAUGUUGAUGUCCCCAUGGUGUUUGGUGGAGAAGAGGACAUGCUACCUAAACCACCACAAUCCCGUAAUAGUUCUGUUAAAGGGACGUCCUCGCGCGCUAAGACUGCGAAGAGUCAGGACUCCAUGAGAUCUCUUAAAGGGAUAUCUUAUGAGUUUAAACUGUUGAACUCUAUCAACCUCAACACUCCAGUUGUGACAAUGGCUCACUCCGCACAACGUUUCCAGCCAGUUACUGAUCCCAACCAAAACCAAAACCUUGAGGACAUGCACGAUGCCAUUGCCGUGGCAACCGGUGAGCUCGGACUUUUACCAGGGGUCGCCUUCCAGUCACGAGUCGCUCAACUCUCUCAGCUCAAUGCAGCUCAUCAGGCGAUAUUUGUGGUGGGACCCCCCGGCUGUGGUAAGAGUGAGUGUAUAAAGACGUUUGCUGUGGCGGAGCGUGAACGAGGAAAAACCAUCAGUGUUCAUACGAUGUUCACCAAGGCAGUCGAGUCUGAGGAACUGAUGGGCUACUGGGACCCAAAGACCAAGGAGUGGAAGGAUGGUCUGUUUGCCUCCCUCCUCAGAAAGCUGUGUAUCCAGCCACCAAGUAUGAACUAUGACUUUAACAGUAAACCCACCAUGAAGAUCGUCCAACUCGAUGGAGAGGCCGAUGUUGGACAGAUGGAGUUACUUGCCGCUUUUCUCAAUAACGAUGGAUCUGUUGUCCUAGGCAACAAUGAAAGGAUGGUCAUCCCAGACACGACACGAUUCUUCUGGGAGCUGGAGACAGUCGGACACAUGAGCCCUGCUCUGCUGGCAAACGUUGCCAUCCUCCAUAUGUCUAUGCUGGAUGUGGGCUGGAAGCUCCUGUUGGUCCAGUGGCUGGAGCGACGUCCAGAAGCUGACCGUGAGCUUCUGUCUGGAUUCUGUGAUGUGUAUGUUCAGAAAACAGUUGACUACCUGACAGAAUGCUGCCAGCCACACAUGUUGGGUGGAGUGAAGCGUACCGGACCCCAGUACAAACGUGUGAUACCACACUCUACUGAAAACAUGAUCAACACAUUCUGUACCCUUCUGGAGGCCCUUGUCCACUCCAACCCUGACCUCAGUGACCUUGAAUAUGAGCGAUACUUCAACUUCGCAAUCAUCUGGGCAUUCGCUGGAACACUGGAGGUAGAGCACAGAGAAAGCUUCAGUCAGUGGUGGAAAGUAGAGUUUCAACAGUACAUCGAGUACCCCGCCGAGGGCACGGUGUUUGAUUUCUACGUGGAUAGUGAGAGUCACGAGUUUACACGCUGGUGUGAUAGUAUCACUAACUACAGUGGCGACCCUCACUCGGGGAUCUCGUCGGAGGCUUUCGUACACACGGUCCCUAUAGAGCAACUCAUGUACCUGUUGGGGACGCUGUCAGACUACGGUAAACCUGUGGUGCUGGUCGGAGAGAACGGCUGUGGGAAAACGGCUAUCAUCAAUGAGAGAAUCCGUACUGUGUGUUCAGGAGAGGUGGCCGAGGUCCUGUCCCUCACAGUACAGGCCAACAGUUUCACUAAUGCCCGUCUGUUGUACGACCGUCUGGAUGGGCGACUUGAGUGGAAACAUGGGCGCACAUACGUCCCGAAGGGAAACAAACGUCUCCUUUGUCUGGUGGACGACAUCAACUUGUCUCAGGUUGAUAAGUACGGUCAUCAGACAGCUUUAGAAUUGGUUAGGGAGCAUAUCGACGAUGGAGGCUUCUACAACCAAGACACUCACGCUUGGCGCUACGUAAAGAAUGUCACCUACGUCAGCACCAUCAACCCACACACUACGGCCAAUGUACCAGCCAUCAGUCAGCGUUUCCUCCGACAUUUCGCUGUGUUCGGCUGUCCCUACCCGACCAGCUCUGACCUCCAGACCAUCUUCUCAACUCUCCUCCACACACAUUUCAUCACGCCAGAAACAUCUAGUGCAGCAAACCUUACCGGUGGACAUCAUGGCCAUGAUGAGAAGGCCCAGAAUGCACAGAAGGAAGAGGAGGAUGCCAUGCGGAGACUGCUCUCGCUGAUUGUACAAGUCAAUGUGGAUCUCCAGGAUCGACUUCGUACCAUGUUCCUACCGACGGCCCAGCGCUGUCACUACAUCUUCACCGUCAGGGACUUAUCCACCAUUUUUAAGAAUCUCUGUCUAUCCCUUCAACCUGGAUGCUCCAAGAAAAAUGUACUGUUGCUAUGGCAACAUGAGACCUUCUGGGUGUACGGCCAUCGUAUGGUGUUGGACGUAGAUUUCCGACGGUUCAAGCAGGCAUUCUCUACCGCUGUUAAAAAGGAGUUCACAGCCGAUGAAUAUAUCCAGCUACUUAUCAAGACUCGCCGCCCACUGUUCAGUAACCUAAUAGAGCAGGAUAGUGGUGUAGUCACAGCCGGAAUGAUUGACAUGCGCCACAGCUCUCAGGUGUCGGAGGAGGAUGCACGCACGGAUCUCUACAAACCUGUGUACAUCGACACCGAGGCCAAGGCCCUAAUGGAACGAGGGGUUGAGGAGUACAACAAAAUACACCCUCGCAUCAAGUUAGCCCUGUACAAGUCGGUUGUCGAGCAGGUAUGUCGCAUUGCGCGUACCAUCGCUUCACCUCACGAGAGCGCCCAUCUUGUACUGAACGCUGAGGGUUGCCCGGGGCGAUGUACAGUCAUUGUGAAGCUGGCUGCCCACUUGUGUGGCUACACAGUUCACCAGAUCAACCCAUCCUCCAUGGGCGCCACCUCUGAAUACAAAAUGGACCAAUUCAAGGCUGACCUUGUACAGGGCUAUACCCGUGCUGGGUCAAAGGUGAACAGCUCCAGCCCUGGAGAGAAGAUUCUGUUACUACUACAUGAGGAGGAGUUACUAGAGGAAGACUUCCUCGUCUACCUCAUCGAGUUUAUCGUUGGGGGCUCAAUCAGUCAUCUGUUUACGUAUGAGGAGCAGACGACCAUCAUCAACUCUAUCAGAACAGAGGUUACCCAGGCUGGACUGACUUAUACACGGGACACCGCCUGGAACUUCUUCUUACAAACUGUGAGAAACAACUUCCGUAUCUGCCUGAUCUCCAGCGACAGUGGUAAAAUGUUCCAGCGAAGGUGUCGAGAGUAUCCAGCCUUCACCAAGAAUGUCAACUUUAUAUGGCUCCCUCAUUGGUCCAAACUACAGCUGGUGGAGCACGCUCUGUACCACCUCAAAGUUGUCACGUGGAUGACAGAUGUACAGCGAGAAAACAUAGCACACAUGUUGGCCUCCAUGCACUUGGUACUACGUCAGCAGGACGGCCAGGAAAAAGAUUCUGGCGAGUACCGACACAUCACCAACACCACUUACGAAAAGUUUGUAGAGAGGUAUAUUUCACUCGCAAGUACCAAACACAAAGAGGUUAACGAAGUCCAGGAGGCUGUGAAAAGUUCACUCAACCAGAUUCGACGCGAAAACGAGGUCGCCAUUAAACUCCGCAAACAACAGGAGCAUGAAAUGAUCGUCCUGGAGGAGAGGAAGGCUGGUACCAUCAAGAUUCUGUCACAGAUCGGUCAAGAUACAGCCAUCACGGAACAGCAGAUCAAAGUGGUCAAGGCUCAACUGGACAAAAUUUCUAAACUCAAGAAGCUGUUACCGGAGUACCAGGUGGCUCACGAGCGAGCUGUUUACAAGGCUAUUGCUAUAGUGGCUGACACGAAGAAAGUCGUUCAGAGCAUGAACAGCGAGAAACUGGCCGAGCUUCGGGGCAUGAACAAACCUAUCAUUGAUAUAGAGGACCUCAUGACCGCAGUCAUCAUGAUACUGAAAACCCCAUCAGCUGAUCUGACAUGGCAGAAAGGAGCUAAACGACAGAUGGCCAACCUUGAAAGGUUUAUCGAGGAGCUGACGUCUUUUGAUGACAACCAGCUGGCAGAGUCAACGCUGAACCUAGUAGAGCCUUACCUUAAGAAACCUUCAUUUGACCCAGACACUCUGGAGAGGAAGACUGGAAACUCUGCAUGUGGCUCUCUCUGUAAAUGGGUCCGCGGGGUUGUCAGGUAUCACCGUAUGAUGAUCUCCAAAGUCAAACCGCUCCACCAAAAGGUCGAGGAGACAACUCAGGCUGUGGAUGAUGCAGAACACAAAAUGGCUACCCUGGAGAAUAAACGCAAGGGCUUGGAUGUGAGGCUGGACGAUCUAGCCAAAGGGUUCGAGGAGGCGACUAUUGACAAAAACGAACAGGAUGAGAAGACCGUGAGAAUGAAGAAAAUGCUGGAGACUGCAGCUCAGUUGAGACGGACGCUGAAGGGCGAGAGACAGAGAUGUCAACAGAUCUUUGACUCGUACGAGCGGCGAAUCAUGUCUGUCCCAGGAGGAUGUGCUAUGGCUGCAGCUCUGGCCACAUACCUCGGACCAUACCACCAUAACUUCCGUCGCAUGAUGUUGACCGUCCACUGGCCAAACUGUCUACGUGAGCGUGGAGUUCCGCUUGUCAUUGAUUCCAUUGACGGACUCAAAGGCCGUGUGAUAGACUGGUCCAUUGACUUCCUGAAGACAGCAGCUGGAGCAAGCACCGUGUACGAUAUCGACUACACCUCCGCCCUAAUGGGACCUACAGACAUCGAGGACCAACCUGUCACGGAUCGCUCCGUCAAGACAAACAGUGGAGAAGGUGACAAAGGAAAGGAGGGAGAGACAAAAGAGGAGACAACUGGUGACAAAGAGAAAGAAGCAGAAGAGGACAAAGAAGAAUCUGGAGAUGAAAAGAAGGAUGAGGAGAAAGAAGUGAUAGAUAAAGAAGGAAAGAGUGUCGAGGAAAAGGAAAAAGAUGAUUCUGAUGGAAAGAAGGAAGAGGAGAGUGAAGUGAAGGAAGAAGCAACAGAAGAAAAGCAAGAAGAAACGAAAGGAGGGAAGUCGUCCCCAACUGAGGAGAAGACAUCGUCCAAUUCUGGAGGGACUGAACGCGAGGGACUGGAGCGUAUCCAGGAAGAGGGCGAUGAGGAUAACGAGAGUCAGGUGACCUCAUCCUCAGCUCCUCUUCUUACCUCCACCCAGUACAACAAGUAUGUUGUCUCUCUCGUCAAACUUCUGGUAGGGGAGAGAACACUCAACGACUGGCUCCGUAAAGAUUUUGGACCAAGACAGAUUGAGAAUGCGGCUAUCCUGUGCUCUUCUUGGCAGCGUCCCCCUAUGUUGAUUGAUCCAAAUGGAGAAGGAUCAAUUUGGCUUGGAAGACUCAACAAAUUAAUGAACAAAAAGAAGCUUGUUUCUCUAGAUAUGGACACAAGAUGUUGGCACAGCAAGACAAUACAAGGGACUGACCCACACGUGAUAAUGACGCUGGAAAAGGCCAUCAUGCGAGGAAAGCCCGUCCUGCUGAGUAACUGUGAGGAACACAUCGACAAUAUCAUUACCCCUCUGAUGCACCACAGGAACACCGCUAACGAGAAUGAUCGCGAUGAAGAGCCACGGAUGAUCAGAUUCUGCGGCCGCCGAGUUCUCUGUCACCAAGAUUUCCGAUUCUAUCUAUCAGCACCACUCGCAAAGCCAAAAUUUAAUCCAGAAAUAGCAUCUGGUACAACCCUCAUCAACUUUGGUGUGUCACAUGACACGCUGACAGAGGAUCUCUUGACACGUGCAUUUGCCCGAAUGCGUCCGAAGCUGUUCAAGGAGCGCAUGUUGGCAUUAAAAAAUAUGCAGCUACAACGGGACACUUUGCUUCGCCUGUCAGAGAUUGUCAAGGAUCGCAUUCUCACCCAACAGGAGGCCAUGUUAGGUAGUGCGAAGGCCCUCAAGUUCAUCACUGAUAUCACAAAUGCCAAGAUGGAGCUGGCCAAUCAGCUCACAGAGACGCAGAAUUUACUCACAGAUCUUGACGACCUAAAAGAUGAGUUAUUUCCCUUGGCUCGACGGGCUGCCAUGCUGUACGCGAUCUUGCGUUCCCUCCAGAGUAUACAUAACGAGUACCAGUUUACGAUGCGCUACUUUGUAGAGCUAUUUGAUGAAGCAGUUGGAGGGGAAGUUCCACAGGAAUUCUGGGAAGAUGAUGAUGAUGGAGGUUAUGAGGAUGCUGACGACCAAAGUAGUGUGGACUUAGAGAAGAAACGUCGAACUGGAAGUACGUCAUCUCACGCCUCCAAAGACAGCGCUACUGCCGGGGCUCAAACCACAGAAAAACAGUUCAAGUCAGAGAAGGACAAGACCGAGGGCGAGUAUGAGGCCGAUUUUGAGGGCGACAGUCACGUACAGAGUCAACAGCAGGCUACGACAGAGGGUGAUGAAUCGGCCAGUACUGCUGCAGCCCAGAAGCUGAUAGCAGGAUCUGAAUCAGAGGAAUUACCUCCCCUCGAGAUCCCUGAGACCACUACCUUACCCUCCGAAGGGGUGGAGUACGACAACUUAUCAGCCAAUCAGAUUAAAAAGAUUAUGGAUGAACUGACGGGACUGGUCUACAGGAGAAUUAGAGAGAGUCUGUAUGAGGAGGACUGCCUGUUGUUUACCACACUUCUGACACUCAACAUACAGUCGGAGGGUAUGGAGAACUUCUCAAACGAGGAAAUGUCACUACUGCUUCAAGGUAACCCAGGCCUGGGGAUGCAGCUGACCCUUGAGGACUUUGACUGUAAGGACACCCCACCAGAUUGGAUGCCCCAGGAGAAAUGGGAGGACAUCAUGGCUCUGUCUGUCCUUCCUGGACCACUCGACAGCCUCUGUAUCAACUUCGCCCAGAACUCAGACGGCUGGCAUGCCUGGUACAAAUCUACUCAUCCAGAGAAGGAAGCUCUCCCCCUGACACCAGUGGAGGGUGAGGCCUCUAUAGAGAAUCGGCCAGGAUCUGGCGGGAGUAAGAACAGUCGUGGUGGAGGCUCAAAGUCUCCCGACCUCGGCCCAUUGUCUGACUUCCACCAACUGCUACUACUGAGGAUGCUGCGGCCAGAUCGUCUCCCAAUCGCCCUCGUCCGAUACGUCAACAAACACCUGACCUUUAACCUGCCCAACCAAUCUGACUUCAGUAUACAUGAGGUCCUGAAGGAUGCCAAGCGCCACCUUGGGGUACUGCUCUUACUGCCACCUAGUGUCACAAACGGGCCAAAGAACCCAUCGUCCCGUCUGAGUCUAACCCACCCUCCGGUCGAUGUCCUCAUUAGGAUGGCUAAGUCUGUUGGAGCCAAGGUAGAACAUGUCCGUGUGGGUGAGGGAUGUGAGAUCCAGGUGGACGAAGCCAUUGAUGCUGCCGAAAAGAAUGAUGGCUGGGUUAUCAUUGAGGACCUCCAUCUCUCCCCGAAAGGAUUCUUCAAUGAGCUCAAGAAACACCUAGUCCGAAUGGCAAGGACUAGAAAUAACAACAAAGACGAGAACAAAACAGAGAGUCAGUUCUGUGUGUGGGUCACUUCUGAACCAUGUGACCAGAUCCCUGACUUCCUGUUACGUAACUUACACAAACUGUCAUGGAACCACAUGACAAUGGAUGUUAUCAACAACGACCUUUCACCUCCACAUAAGGCUGAUGAUGCUGAUGUUGGGGCAGGGCCAUUUACUCUUACCUAUAGAUCACCUCACACCUAUCUACAUACAGCAAUCGUAAGCACACUGAAACAAGUCGACAUUGCAACCAUGACAAAGGUGAUGGCGGAACCUCAGCUCAUCCGUACCAUGGCAUUCGGUGUGGGGGUGGUCCAGGGUAUGUUGGUUGCCCGGCAACUGUUUGGAACACAGGGCCUGAACCAGUGGUAUCCCUUCAACUCAGUCCAGAUGGAACAGUCCCUUGAUGCCCUCACUGGCCAGCUCCUCAAAGGAACAGAAGAUGCAGAACCCAAACUUGAGGAGAUCACCAACCUGUUUACUGAGCUGGUGUAUAAGAACUGUGUUUACACGGAGAGUGACAAGACCUAUGUGGAGGCGGUCAUCAGACAAGUACUGACCAAUGUCUACCAGGACACAUCUGGUCAGCUCAUACUGGGCGGUGUGUCCAUUCCAACACCUCCGGCCAAUGUUGACCCUAGUGAGUUUGGUAAAUGGUAUGCCAAGAAUGUCGAUGAGGAUUUCACCAUUCCAGCUCUUCAACUACACAGCAGUGUGGAACGAGAGGUCAACGAGGCCAAUUCUCUGGUGUUUAUUGAACACCUGGACCACAUGUUUGAGACACAGAACAUGGAAGCUGGAGAUGUUGCCCGAUCUACCAAACACAACAUUAACAUCAUGAAGCUCAGGUCGUCCCUUGACCUAUGUCUGGAAGAGUUACCUAACCUGCUGGAGCUUGGCAGUGUUCCGGAAAUCCUCAGUAACGAUUUUGAUUUCCCAUAUCAUCGCCCUAGUCUGAUUAGCCUGGCAACCAACAGUAGUACCCAGAUGCCAGAGACCAUUGGCUACUGUCUUCUACAGGAAUGCCUCUGGCUGAACUCUUCACUAUGUCACAUCCGACAACAGAUAGCAGACCUACAGAGCUCCCUCCUGGGCGGUCCCGAGGCCCUGGCCUGGGUCCUACUGCCCACAGUGUAUAGCCUACAGGAGGAACAUGUACCUGUGUCCUGGGUACACCCCAACUGUCAGCCAUGUACUCACUCUCUUCUCUCCUGGCUAGACUACACAAAGAAAUGCCAUGAUCAGCUACAUAACUGGGUGAAGCAUGGAAUGGUUCCUACCUUCAAAGAGAACACACUGGGGGAGAACCCAGUCAUAGCUCAGGGCUCAUUGGCCAGUGUGUGGCUAGGUGGACUUGUCAACCCCACAGCUCUACUGACAGCCUACAUGCAGGAGAAGGCCAUCGUCAGCAAAUGUAGCAUGGAUGAGGUUUCAUUUGAGUGUGUUGUAAUGGACGAAAUCAACAUCAAGGACUAUGAUAUCGACGAGGGUGGCUUGUUUAUUACAGAGAUCAACCUACAGGGGGCCAGCUGGAACUACGAUCUCGACUCCCUCGCCGACGCCAAGUCGGCCCUGUACAGUAUCCCCUGUAUCUAUCUACGGCCGAAGACCAAGACAGAACUGGCCGCAAAGGAGAAAACCACAUUCUACCCCUGUCCAGUCUACAUGAACAAGAGUCGACAAGUCCUAACCACGACCCUUGACCUUAACUGUACCAAACCAGUCGACAACUGGAGACUCUCUAGAGUCGCACUCAUUCUUGACCCUGGCCUUCCUGAGGAUGGAGUGAAGAAAUCACGAUCAUACUUGAUGCUAACUCGAGCUCCACAGAUGAUGACAAUGGAAGAGGAAUCUGAACUAGCGUCAGAGGAGGAGGAGGAAUACAUCCGACUUGGUGAGGAAACGACUACAGACAUCGACCAAUCGGAACAGUCGACACAACUGUCAUAUAGACCGAUGACUCCCAAGGCCCCACCACUUCCUGCUGGUCUGGGACUCCGUAAGGAACCUUUAAUGGUCGAGGAAGAAGAAGAGGAUUUAGAAACUGCAAGAAGUGGGGGACAGAAAAGUGAGGGGAAACUUUCAACCAAGACUGGAGAGUCUACACCAAAAAGGUCAGAGAAAAGUAGUCCUAAGACAGGAGUCGCCACACCUAAAGGUAGUAUUAAGUCUUCAGCUUCCAAACACGGGUCGGGCCCAGGGUCUCCACGGGAACAAGCGGUCACCAAAUCGCCAGCACCAUCACGAGGCAGCAAUGCUGGGAAUAUGACCCCAGGGUCGAAAUCUGGAUCACGUCAACAGUCACAUCGUACAUCACAGGAACUGGAAGUAGCCGAGCAGAGCAGUCGGCCACGUUCCGAACACGAGGAUCCAGUCACACAAAUGGAAAUAGAGGAUGAGACAACCCACCCUGACCCCAAUGAGGUCAAGAGUCAAAGGUCAGACAGGGAAAGUAUCCAAGAGGAAGCUGUUCAAGACAAUGCAGAAGAUGAACAUACAUUAUCUAAGGCUCCUUCAAAAGAAAGCGUAAAUAAAUCUGAUAAGCUGUCGAAGGCUCCUUCAAAGGAAAGUGUCAAUAAAUCGGACAAAUUGUCAAAAGGUGCCUCAAGGGAAAGUGUAAACAAAGUGGGCACAAUGUCCAAAGGAGCCUCUAAGGAAAGCAUAAACAAAGUGGGCACAAUGUCCAAGGGAGCCUCUAAGGAAAGUAUAAACAAAGUGGGCACAAUGUCCAAGGGAGCCUCUAAGGAAAGUGUAAACAAAGUGGGCACAAUGUCCAAGGGAGUCUCUAAGGAAAGUGUAAACAGAAGUGCUGGCCAGGCUGAGGCAGGUCAAGGUUCACAGCCAGGUAGCAGACGACCUUCAGCUGGAUCACAAAGGUCACGAGCAAGUCCAGCCAACCAAAGUCAAGGUCAAAGGCGCCCAUCACGGGGAUCACAAAGAUCCACUGACCAAUAGACGAUCAAGACUUGUUUCACAUUAAAGUUCUGUUAAAUUUUGAUAAUCCGUCCACAUGUGCUAAACCAUCCGUGAUAUCUACAGUAUUACAGAUAUAUAUAUAUACAUGAAUCAUUCCUAUUUAUAUUAAUUUCAAACAUAUGAAGAUAUUGAUCUGUGAUAGUCUCGUGUGUAAAUAUUUACAGACACACAACUCUGAACUGCUGACGUUUUGUACUAAUUCUCAGAUAAUGUCCGUGUUGAUAUUUCACUGGAUACCCUGUGCCUUUUGUUAGGAGUAUGGAGGAUUUACUUUACCAUAUUCUUCUUCUUUAGAAAUAUGAAGAACUGAUACAUGUUAUAAUGUUCAGUGUGUAAGAAGAUUCAAACAGAAUAUCAAUUUCUCAUUUUUGUCAUCUGCCAUUUUCCAUUACAUUCAUCCUGUUAUUAUUUUAUGAUCGGCAUUAUAAUGAACUAUCAGUUGUGUAAAUGCUGUAUAUAGGGUGGGAGGGAGGGAGGAGGGACCUAAAUUAUUGUGUCUGUCAGUGUAUACUUCAAAUUGUACCAUUUUAUAUGUGUUAUUGGUUGUACUAUAUGAACCAUUAUUGCUAUUUAAAAUGAAAAUUUUGUUUUAGGAUUUCAAUUAAUGUUGAUAUAUCACUGAAUUUCUGAGCCUUCCUCACUAUCCUAAUUUCACACAUUAAAUAUUGCCGACUCACCUGAUUUCGCCAGAUUAACCUGAAAUUGUCAAUACCUUAUCAAGCGGAACAUUUUGGAAAAUUUCACCUGAUAUUAAAUGAUAGAAAUAAACAAUUUUGAAUAUAAAUUGAAAACAAAAUGUUUAACUUUGUUUUACAUGGUGACCAUUUUAAACACCAUUUAAUCCUGAUAAUGUCGGCUAUGACUGAAUAUUGACAACCCUGACUUUACUUGUAAUGUUUGAGCACAUUUCACUGUCUGGUGUUAUAGUGUUAGACACAGUAAGUUGUAAUCUUUCAUUUAUAUGUGUUGUUUUUAAAAUGUUCAAUUAAAAUUGUAAAUUGUGAUAUUUGUGAGUAAACAAAGACAAACACUGAUAUCUGCUGUGAGAUAAAUUCUCAGAAACAUUACAGAGUAUUACAUAUUUUCUACAAAGGAUUUGAAGAAGAAUUUAUUUCUCGCUGUGGUUAUCAAUUCUAUAACAAUGGUUAUAGUACAUCAAAGUUUAUAAAUCAUGUGAAAUAUUUAAUUAAAAGCAAAUUAGACUGGAAACAGGUUGACUUUUUAAAGUCUUUUAAAAUGAGUGAGAAAAAUAUUGUUUGUUGAAAAGUGAAAGUAAGUGUUGCUACUGAAUAUCUAACCUAAAAAUAUUCAAUGUUUUGCUUGUUGAAUUCUACAAUGAAUUAUUCAAUAAAUAUGAAAUUAAAACAAGUCAUAUUUGAACUUUAUGACCUCUGAAGAGAUA